Molecule: messenger RNA, 2214 nt
Organism: Amaranthus tricolor (Joseph's coat)
Lineage: Eukaryota; Viridiplantae; Streptophyta; Magnoliopsida; Caryophyllales; Amaranthaceae
Exons: 2
Coding region: 1-2214 (737 amino acids)
Biological process (GO): DNA integration
Molecular function (GO): RNA-DNA hybrid ribonuclease activity; nucleic acid binding
Source: RefSeq, a predicted model, not a curated record
AUGAAGCUCAAUCCGGACAAGUGCGUAUUCGGGGUCACCGGAGGAAAGUGUCUCGGCUUCUUGGUAGACGAACGGGGCAUCGAGGCAAAUCCAGAUAAAAUUCAUGCCAUUCAAAACAUGAGAUCCCCCACCUCCGUAAAAGAAGUACAAAAGCUCACCGAAGCUGCUCUAGGAAGAUUCCUUUCAAAGCCCGCGGACAAAUGCUUGCCUUUCUUCAAAACGAUAAAGCAACAGAAAUUCGAAUGGACCGCGGAAGCAGAAGAGUCUUUCCGUCAGCUUAAGGAGCACCUAUCGGCCUUGCCAAAACUAGUUUCGCCCAUCAACAGGGAAGAGCUAGUCUUAUAUGUCUCUGUCUCCGAGUACUCGUUAUCCGGAGUGCUUGUAGCGGAAAGGGAAAAGAAGCAGCUCCCAAUAUACUAUGUGAGUCAUGCAUUCCGUGGCUCGGAAGGAAACUAUUGCGAAGUGGAAAAGGUCAUAUUUGCGAUAGUAAUGGCCAGCAGGAAAUUGAAGCCAUACUUUCAGUCCAACCCGGCAAACCAGCUAGCAGAUUUCGGCAUAGAGUACGAACCUCGAACAGCAAUUAAAGCACAAGCUUUGGCCGACUUUAUUGCUGAAAGCACUUCCCCCCCUCUUGCUGCACUUAAUCAAGAAUGGAAAUUAUAUGUAGACGGGUCUUCAACACAAUCGGCGAGUGGGGCCGGGCUCCUCAUUGUGUCUUCCGCCGGGGUCCGCAUGGAAAGGGCGGUCAGAUUCGAGUUCGCAGCAUCCAACAAUAAGGCCGAGUACGAAGCAUUACUGAUGGGGCUGAAAAUCUGCUAUGAGUCAGGGGCUAAAGAGUUGGCCGCAUUCUCGGACUCCCAAUUAAUAGUAGGGCAAGUAAACGGGGAAUUCGAGGCUAAAGAUGAUAGCAUGAAAAUGUACCUGCAGCAAGUCAAGGACUUUGUUCCAAAGUUCGAUAAUUUCACGUUGGAACACAUUCCGCGAUCCCAAAAUGCCCAAGCCGAUUUCCUAGCAAAACUUGCCAGCUCCGCAGAAAGUUCCGCGGCUCGUGAUAUAAUUUGGGAGGUGCUUCCUAACCCCAGCAUCAACUUCAUGAUCAAUACCAUCGACAGAUCUGAAACAUGGAUGGGGCCAUACGUUAAGUACUUGCAAGAUCAAACGCUCCCCCAGGACGAGAAUCAGGCCAAAAUGCUCCAGAAGAAGGCCAAAUGGUUCGAACUUCACGAAGGAACACUUUAUAAAAAGUCAUACACACAUCCCCUUCUGAAAUGUGUUGCUCAUGAAGAAGGAAAUUAUAUCCUACGCGAAAUACACGAAGGUGGAUGCGGAAUACACCAGGGAGUGCGAACUAUCAUUAGCAAAGUCCUUAGGAGUGGUUAUUAUUGGCCUUCACUCCAGAAAGACGCGGAAGAGUUGAUCCUACGGUGUCCUGAAUGUCAGUAUCACUCAAAGAUAGGGAGGAAACCCUCUAAUUACUUGACCGUCUUACAAGCCGUCCUGCCAUUCGACAAGUGGGGUAUGGAUCUCCUUGGCCCUUUUCCACCAGCAAAGGGGCAGCGCAAGUUCAUCAUUGUGGCCAUUGAUUACUUUACUAAGUACGUAGAAGCAGAGGCUCUUAGUUCGAUCACAGACAAGCAAGUCUGUCAGUUUUUAUGGCGGAACAUCAUCACAAGAUACGGCAUACCGCGGGUGAUCAUUACGGAUAAUGGAAGGCAAUUCGUCAGCAAGAACACCAUCGAGUAUUGCGACAAAUUCCACAUCCAAAUUAGAUUUAGUUCUGUGUCCAGGCCGCAAACUAAUGGUCAAGUCGAGUCCGCCAACAAGGAGAUACUAAAUGGUAUCAAAAAGAAGAUAGAAGGGGUCAAGGGCAAUUGGGAUGAAGAACUACCCAGAAUCUUAUGGGCCAGUCGAACCACCGUAAAAGAAGCCACGGGGCACACACCGUUCUCUUUAGUGUACAGGCCCGAAGCCGUACUUCCAGUGGAAAUAGGAGUACCCUCUACAAGGGUCACCUACUACUCAUACGACGAGAACGAAGAUGGAAAAAGAGCAAACUUAGACCUACUUCCAGAGACCAGAGGAAAUGCACUAUUGAGAUCGAUGGCCCAAAAGCAGAAGAUGAUUCGUAGCUUCAACCGCCAUGUGAAAACAAGACGUAUUCAGGUCAAUGAUCUCGUCCUCCGUAAAGUCGAAGCUACUGGGAAGAUUGUUUAA